This is a messenger RNA of Oreochromis aureus, 4244 nucleotides long. RefSeq names its product phosphodiesterase 10A (gene pde10a). Gene Ontology annotation, molecular function: 3',5'-cGMP-stimulated cyclic-nucleotide phosphodiesterase activity; protein binding. The coding region runs from base 584 to 2950 and encodes 788 amino acids. Gene Ontology annotation, biological process: signal transduction; negative regulation of receptor guanylyl cyclase signaling pathway. The record is from RefSeq and is a predicted model, not a curated record. NCBI's taxonomy places the organism in Eukaryota, Metazoa, Chordata, Actinopteri, Cichliformes, Cichlidae. The transcript has 22 exons.
GGCGCAGACUUUUAUUAAAAUCUUGAACAUUACACAUGAAGACAUUUUUUUCUCCCUAGGCAAAUCCUGUAGUCGUCGCUUGCUGUUUUAUUUUGAAAAUCAAACAGGAAAAUUGUGCAUGAAUUGACAGCAUCGCGCUACCGUCUCUCCCCCUGUGUGUGUGUGUGUGUGUGUGUGUGUGUGUGUGUGUGUGUGUGUGUGUGUGUGUGUGUGUGCCUACUCCCAUUUCUCUGUGUCUAUGCGUCGACGUCUCUGCUCCCUUCAGUCUGCUGCUGCUGCACAUCCACAGCGGAGCCACCACGCUGAGGAGGCGGAUCGACUGUAGCUACACCUCGGCCAGCGGUGCUGGGUCAUAGCGCCGGUGGAGGAGCGUGGAGGGGGUGGCACCACACUGUUCUCCUUGCCCUUCCUAAAUCGCGCACAAUCUCAAGCAUUGAAGGCAUCAUCACAUCAACGCGUCCUGGAAUAGUUUCGGGGUUUGGGGAUUUUUUUUUUUUUUUUUUCGCUCAGACGCACCAAGUUGCAGCUGCAGAGGCGCACUUUUCCCCGUGGCUCCUCUCUCCUUUUGGGCUCACAAUCCGACAUGGAAGAUGGUCCGACUUCCACAAGCUGUUUCAGAAGGUUAACGGACUGUUUCCUGGGUGCAAGCUUGACAGAUGAGAAAGUGAAGGCCUACCUCUCGCUGCACCCGCAGAUUCUGGAUGACUUUGUGUUGGAGAGUGUGAGUGCAGAGACGUUGGACAGAUGGCUGAAGAGGAAGACCAGCAGCAGGCCUGCAGAUGACACAUCCUCUAAAGAAGUCAGCAGGUACCAGGACACAAAUAUGCAGGGCGUGGUGUACGAACUCAACAGCUACAUAGAGCAGCGCCUGGACGCUGGAGGAGACAAUAAACUCCUGCUCUAUGAGUUGUGCAACAUCAUCAAAACAGCAACUAAAGCUGAUGGAUUUGCACUUUACUUCUUGGGAGAAUGCAACAAUAGUUUAUGUUUAUUCACUCCAACGGCGGCCAAGGAUGGCCCUCCAUCCCUCAUCCCCUCUGGCCCCAUCGCAUUUGGGACAACCAUUGCCGCUCAUGUUGCCAAGACUCGCAAAACACUGCUAGUAGAGGACGUCAUGGGGGAUGAGAGAUUCCCCGACGGCACAGGGCAGGACUCAGGGAUCCAUGUUCACUCUGUCCUGUGCCUCCCCAUCGUCACUGCCAUCGGGGACCUCAUUGCCAUCCUGGAGCUUCACCGGCACUGGGGCAAGGAGCCCUUCAACCUCAGCCACCAGGAGGUUGCUACAGCUAAUUUAGCAUGGGCAUCAGUUGCUAUUCAUCAAGUGCAGGUGUGCAGAGGCCUCGCCAAACAGACUGAGCUCAACGACUUCCUACUAGACGUGUCAAAAACAUACUUUGAUAACAUUGUGGCAAUAGAUUCUCUACUUGAACAUAUUAUGAUAUAUGCAAAAAACCUGGUGAAUGCAGACAGGUGUGCACUCUUCCAGGUAGAUCACAAUAACAAAGAACUAUACUCUGACCUGUUCGACAUUGGGGAAGAGAAAGAAGGCAAACCUGUCUUUAGGAAAACCAAAGAAAUUAGGUUUUCUAUAGACAAGGGAAUAGCUGGCCAAGUGGCUCGGACAGGGGAAGUCUUAAAUAUCCCAGAUGCCUAUGCAGACCCACGGUUCAACAGAGAGGUGGACCUGAAAACUGGCUACACCACGCGGAACAUUCUGUGCAUGCCCAUUGUGAGCAGGGGGACCGUUAUAGGUGUGGUGCAGAUGGUGAACAAGUUAAGCGGAAGUGCCUUCACUAAAACAGAUGAGAACAACUUUAAGAUGUUUGCUGUCUUUUGUGCUCUGGCCUUACACUGUGCAAAUAUGUACCACAGGAUCCGACACUCUGAAUGCAUUUAUAGAGUGACGAUGGAGAAACUGUCUUAUCACAGCAUCUGCACAUCAGAAGAAUGGAAGACCCUCACCCAGCUCAACCUCCCUGCACCUAUUUAUAAAGAGAUCGAAAUGUUCCACUUUGACAUCAGUCCCUUUGAGGAGAUCUGGCCUGCCAUUUUUAUCUACAUGGUUCAUAACUCCUGUGGAAAGACCAGCUUUGAGCUGGAGAAGCUGUGCCGGUUCACCAUGUCCGUCAAGAAGAACUACCGCCGUGUGCCCUACCACAACUGGAAGCACGCAGUGACGGUGGCACACUGUAUGUACGCCAUCCUACAGAAAACCUCUGGGAUCUUCACAGAGCUAGAGAAGAAGGGUUUGCUAAUAGCCUGUCUUUGCCAUGAUCUGGACCAUCGGGGGUAUAGCAAUGCCUACCUCCAGAAGUUUGACCAUCCACUGGCUGCUCUGUACUCAACCUCCACCAUGGAGCAGCACCACUUCUCUCAGACUGUUUCUAUCUUGCAGCUGGAAGGGCACAAUAUUUUCUCCAACCUGACUUCCAGCGAGUACGAGCAGGUGCUGGAGAUCAUUCGAAAGGCCAUCAUCGCCACAGAUCUCGCCCUCUACUUCAACAACCACCAGCAGCUGUCGGAGCUGCUGACCUCAUGUGCGCUGGAUUUGAACAACCAUUCCCACAGGGACCGUGUGAUUGGUCUGAUGAUGACAGCAUGUGACCUGUGUUCUGUUACCAAGCAGUGGCAAAUCACACGACUCACAGCCAACGACAUCUAUGCUGAGUUUUGGGCUGAGGGAGAUGAGAUGAAGAAGAUUGGGAUCCAGCCGAUCCCUAUGAUGGACAGAGACAAGAAGGACGAGGUUCCCCAAGGCCAAGUGGGAUUCUACAAUGCUGUUGCAGUUCCAUGUUACACAACACUUUCUGAGCUUUUUCCUCCAUCAGGUCCUCUGCUAAAGGCCUGCAAAGAGAACCUGGGCCAGUGGGAGAAAAUAGCAAGGGGAGAGGUGGAGGACAUCGUGCCCAGCCGGCCUUGUGAUUCAGGCCCUGUUAAGGUGGACAACUGACAGACAAAGGAGGGUUGCUUGCUCACCAAAGGAACACAGCCUGAAUCCUGCCGUGGACCCAGACCAUUGAAGGGGAAUGAACCCGCAAUCUGUGUUGGCAGGAGACGGAUUAGAUAAAGGCGACUUGACUUUCAAAACACACACACACAGUUACCUCAUCGGGUGACGGAGGUGUCAACACUGACGGUUUCACCGAUCCCAGAGAGUGACAGACAGUUGUUGGUGAGGGAAUUCAAUCCAUCGCCCUGCGUCCACUCAGCUUGGGAAUUCACUUGGUAGAACGGACUUGGUUGCUUUAUUUUGGCUGUAUUAUGUUAUUUUAUUAUUUUUCUUCAUACGAGCUGAUUCCAUUAUGGUCUUGUAUUUGCAGAGGCCUUAUUCUGAACCUUUCACAGGCUAGGAUAUGUGAAAUCUUGUUGUCAGUUCAGGCUUCUUCUUUUUUUUCUUUUUUUAAACGGUACUGUUUGCCUUCUGUGUUUGCCGUAUGCGCACUACUUCAGCAAGGUAUUCCCAGAGACAGAAGGAAUGUGUGGAGCAGAUGUAGGGGUGUAAUGCCAUCUCGUUGAGAAGGUGGACACUAGAUUUUAUUUUAUUACUUUUCAGCAAAAAUCCUUUGCAGUACUUGAAUAAAGACAUACAGCCUAUUCUACGAGGAGAUGGCAGAAAUCCCCUGCAGUGUAUGCUACAAGCGUGGAUGAACUGUGAUGAGUUACAUAAUGCCGACAUUUGUGAAUACAGUCACAAGAGAGUCACAAUGUUUCCUGAAGUGGACCCCGCAGCCUUUUUGCCCCAAGCAUGUAGAAACCUGCUGCACAGUACAUCAACAUCCUUCGGAUUAACAGGAUCUGACCCCAGAUCAGCACUCACUGUUUGUAGUACGGAGAUCAGGAAAAAGAAAUGAGCAAGGUUCCUGUUCCAGAUGUUUAUAUUAAGCCAAGACUGCAUACUGCUUAAUUUCCUCUCUCAUUUUUGAAGCCACUAUCACAUCAUCAAUUACUUUGCACAACAAGUUAACUAAAGAAUGAUUGUAGGAAGUGGACUGCAUAGUUUGGGAUGUUUUGUCUUUUUUUUAAAAAUAAGCAAGUUUUAUAGAGGCUGAAGUUAACGGCAAACAGUCAUCUGCUUCAUAUUUUCCCAUAAUGUCAAACCUGUUAAGCUAAAGUGAAAUAUGUCCAUCUCUGGGAUUGCAAGUCAAGAAUGUAGUUUGACCGUUUGCCGGUGUGUGACUGAAGUUUCCCUUGAAGGAAAUCAAUCAUCCUCUUUUACACUGAUUCUCCAACUUCAUGCUGGGGGU